This is a messenger RNA of Kluyveromyces lactis, 3027 nucleotides long. RefSeq names its product chitin synthase I (gene CHS1). Gene Ontology annotation, molecular function: chitin synthase activity. NCBI's taxonomy places the organism in Eukaryota, Fungi, Ascomycota, Saccharomycetes, Saccharomycetales, Saccharomycetaceae. The transcript has a single exon. Bases 1 to 3027 code for a protein of 1008 amino acids. The record is from RefSeq and is a predicted model, not a curated record. Gene Ontology annotation, cellular component: cell septum; cell periphery.
AUGAGCUACAAUUAUAACGGCCAAGGUUAUUACCGAUUCGACGGUGAUGAACAUAGGGCAUCUCACCAAGCUCAAGAAAAUAGUUAUCAGAUGUAUGAGCCAUCUGAAGACGACAGAAACGAUGAAAAUCAUAGGUACAGAACUGCUGCCGGAACAGAUGAGCAGUAUAAUGGGUUUGUGAACCAUUAUCCGGAAAUGGGUGAAUAUCGCCAGCCUGGUGAUAUGUCCCAAUACCAGGUGCCAAAUAUUCAAGUGGAUGCGUCAAGUCCUAUAGCGAAUACAUUUGAUCCGGCGUAUCCUGGGCAAACUCCAUAUGUGCAAGCAGAUUUUAAUGAUAAUCAGUAUUACGGUAGAAAUUCGUAUCAGAAUGAGCAAGCACCUAGUAUUAACUCCGCGACCGAUUAUUAUGCGAAUCAAGAUACAAGGCCAAUCUUGGAACAACCUCAUCAGUUAUACAAUUACCAGCAACAGGAUGAUAUCGAAAAUCCUAUAUACGUGGAUCAAAACGGUGAUGAUUAUCAGAUCAACACUUAUUUAAACAGUAAAGGUGAUAUGGUGGAUCCAUUCGAAGCUGGCCAGCGUGGUGAACCGUCGGAGUGGGAUAUCAACGAUUAUGUUAGUAAUUACGACGACGAAGACGGAAGCAGUUCUUUCGGAAGUUAUGGGAAUGACGUGGCGACACUUGAUAGGCUUGGUGAAUUGAAAUAUGAAUCAGAUGAGGACGGUGCUGACUUGGGAGAGAGAAAGUCUCCCGCCAUUCAAAGAAAGCCAACGGUAGUUAGAAAGUUCAAAUUAUGUCAGGGAAAUUUCAUCUUCGAUUGUCCAAUCAGUAGCCAAUUGUUGUCUCAAUAUUCUGCAGGAGCUGGUCCAGAAAAAUUGUCUAAUGAAUUUAAGUUCAUGAGAUAUCAAGCUGUUACCUGUGAACCAAACCAGUUUCAAAGUAAUACGUUCAAUUUACGUCAGUUGAUGUAUCCGUACCCAAGAAGAACAGAGCUUAUGAUCGUAAUUACAAUGUACAAUGAAGAUGAUAUUUUACUCGGCAAAACUUUGAAAGGUGUUAUGGAUAACAUAAGACAUUUUACAAAACGUUCAAACUCCUCUGUUUGGGGCCCAGAUGCAUGGAAGAAGAUUUGUGUUUGUGUGGUUAGUGAUGGUAGAUCAAAAAUUAAUGAACGUUCUCUCGCGUUAAUGAGUGCAUUAGGUUGCUAUCAAGAUGGUUUUGCGAAAGAGGCUAUCAAUGACAAGAAAGUCGUCACUCAUGUCUAUGAACAUACAACUAAAGUCAAUAUCACCUCUGUGUCAUCUACGAAUGUCGAGUUAGGAUAUGGCGAUAGCACCAUACCUGUGCAAAUGCUUUUCUGUUUGAAAGAGAAGAAUCAGAAGAAGAUUAAUUCUCACCGUUGGGCAUUUGAGGCCUUUGCAGAAACACUAAACCCGAAUGUCAUAAUUCUCUUGGAUGCUGGUACAAUGCCCGGAAAGGAUUCUAUUUAUCAGCUAUGGAGAGAGUUUAAGGAUCCCCAAGUGGGUGGCGCAUGCGGUGAAAUCAAAGCUGAUUUAGGAUCUGGAUAUACUAAACUAUUAAAUCCCUUGAUUGCAUCGCAAAACUUUGAAUAUAAAAUGUCUAACAUUUUGGAUAAAACGACAGAAUCUAACUUUGGGUUUAUAUCUGUCCUACCAGGUGCUUUUUCUGCCUAUAGAUUCGAGGCAUUAAAAGGUGAACCGAUGCGAAAGUAUUUCUUAGGUGACGACCUUAAUGGUACCGUUUUCAUCUCGAAUAUGUACUUGGCCGAAGAUCGUAUUUUAUGUUUCGAAAUCGUCACCAAACGUGAUAGCAACUGGGUCUUAAGAUAUUGCCGUGGGUCAUACGGUGCAACUGAUGUGCCAGAAAAGAUUCCAGAAUUCAUCCUCCAGAGAAGACGUUGGUUAAACGGGUCAUUUUUUGCUGCGUUAUAUUCAUUUAUUCAUUUCUACAAAAUUUUCACAUCUGGGCACACUAUACUGAGGAAAAUAAUCUUAAUGUUUGAGUUUACUUACUUGUUCGUGACGACCUUAGUUUCAUGGUUUUCGCUAAGUUCAUUUUUCCUUGUAUUCAGAAUAUUAACGCUAUCGAUAGCCAUUUCAUUCCCAGAUUAUAAGGUUUUCAGAGUAUUUUCAGUGUUAUUCCUAUGGUUAUACGGGCUAUCAGUGUUGGUGACAUUCAUCCUAUCGCUUGGUAACAAACCGAAAGGAACACCUUUAUUCUAUUUGAGUACAUUUAUUUUCUUUGCUGUUUUGAUGGUGUAUAUGCUGGCAUGUUCCAUUUACAUGAGUGUUUAUUCUAUUCAAAAUCUGAUCGAUUCAGGAACGACUACUUUCAAAGGAUUAAUUACGAAAGAAACAUUCAGGGAUUUGGUGAUUUCCAUAGGGUCAACUUAUGCGCUUUACCUGUUAAGUUCGAUUAUCUACUUACAUCCCAUGCAUAUGUUUACGUCUCUGGUCCAAUACGUGUUGUUAAGUCCAUCGUAUAUCAACGUUUUGAACAUUUAUGCCUUCUGCAAUGUGCAUGAUAUUUCAUGGGGUACCAAGGGCUCUGCUGCUAAACCGUUGGGAUCCAUCCAAUCUAAGGAUGAUGGUACCGUCAAGAUGGAAAUUCCAAUAUCUGAGAAAGAAAUUGAUGAGAAUUUCCACAAAUUCAAUAGUAUCUUGACUGAACCUAAACCGAAAGAAGUUGAAGCAGAACUAUCCUUAGAAGAAUCCAAAUCAAGUUAUUAUGCCAUGGUCAGAUCUUUGGUAGUUAUCCUAUGGGUAGUUUCCAAUUUCAUCAUAGUGGCCGUUGUGUUGGAGACCGGUGGUAUAAGUCAAUACAAAGAUAUUGAUGAUUCAGCGAAAGGGUUUACUUCCACUGAUCAAGAGGUGUCGAUUUUAAAUUCCAAAUCUACGAUUUAUUUCUCAGUAAUCCUUUGGAUAGUUGCAUUCAUGGCAUUAUUUAGAUUCAUUGGAUGUUGUGUCUAUUGUAUCGGAAGAACUGUCAGAAAGCUAAGGUUCUAA